UCCCUCCCGACAGCGCGCGCGGCUCUGAGGGAAUCGAAUGGUCUCCGGUUCUUUUUCCGAAAGCCCAUACACCUUCAGUCAAAGGGCUAGGGUUAAACGAGAGAGGAGCAAGGAGGCCCAGUUUGGCCAAAAAGGAGAAACUAAUACCGUUUUUCACUUAUGGCUUUAUUGCAGUAACCAGUAUUACCAACACACCGUCCUCUUGGUGGCUUUGUGGAAGGAAGAAUACCCACAUUUUGUUCUAAACUGUAGCCGUUUUUUUAAGCUUUCGGGGCACUGAGAGACCAUGGAGAUGCAGAGAUGGUCCACAAGGUGGAAAACGAAAAGGUGGCUUUGGAAUCCCACUCUAAUCGCCCUGGUCACUUACACUUUCCUCAUGCAAGCAGUCAACGUAAAAGCAGCUGACCCUGUGGAUGUCCUCAAGGCUCUACAGUUCCACAGCUCUCCAGAUGGCGUCCGUAAAGCCCCAGGCCUCUGUGCCUUCCGCAGAGGAUCCAAACCCGACAUAGCGUUCCGCGUGGACAAAAAGGCCCAGAUCAGCGCUCCCACCAGACAACUGUUCCCAGGAGGGGUUUUCCCAGAAGACUUCUCUGUGAUGUUCACCAUCAAGCCCAAGUCAGGCAGUCAGUCUUUCCUGCUGUCUGUGUAUAAUGAGCAGGGCAUCCAGCAGCUGGGAGUGGAGGUGGGACGCUCCCCUGUCUUCCUGUAUGAAGACCAGCAUGGGAAACCAGCCCCGGAGGAAUAUCCUCUCUUCAGAUCCAUCAACUUAGCGGAUGGCAAGUGGCACCGUGUGGCCAUCAGUGUGGAGAAGAAGACUGUGACCAUCAUUGUGGAUUGUAAGAAGAAGCUGACGAGGCCUCUGAAGAGAAGUGACGGGGCAGCCAUUAACACCGACGGCAUCACUGUCUUCGGAACCAGGAUUCUGGACGAGGAGAUGUUUGAGGGAGACAUUCAGCAGCUGCUGAUCGUGGCCGACCCACGGGCAGCCUACGACUACUGUGAACACUACAGCCCGGACUGUGAAACGCCUCAUCAGGAGCAGCCUCAAGCACAAGAGCCUGAGGAGGAGUACAAUUCUUAUGACAUGGAGUACAGUGAGUUCUAUGACUACAGUGAAGGAGGCGCUGCCACAGCUGUGCCCCCAACCGAGGGGACCAAACCCCAACCUGAGGCUGCCGCGGUGGAUGUAGAAUACACCAGUUAUGACUAUGGCACGGAGGACGGCGGCCAGCCCGGGGAGGAUCCUACGGAGUCCACCGCUCCAGUCCUGACCAAUGAGAACUACGAAGAGAAAGUCAUCAAUGAGGAAGUCAUCGACGAUUACCUCACUGGCGUGGAGGAGGUCGGCGCCGACCCGACCGCUGCUGUGGAAACCGGCACGGAUGCCAAAAGCCCUGACCCGGGGGCGGACUCGUACGGUUUUAAGGAGUACGAUCUGAAAGAAUAUGGCGACGUGGCGGAGGGUGAGACGAAGCAGACGUACGACUAUGGCGACUAUGGCGACUAUGGCACCGGCGAGGCCAAACCCACCGACUCCAUCGCCACCUAUACGGACGAGUUUGGGCCUGGGGUCCCUGCUGAGACGGACACAGAGACCAGUAUGGGCGGCGGUGGGCACGGAGGUGAGAAAGGGGAGAAGGGAGAACCCGCCGUCAUUGAACCCGGGAUGCUUAUUGAAGGACCCCAAGGAGCUCCCGGCCAGGCUGGCCUCCCUGGGUCCCCAGGCUUGCAGGGUCCCCCAGGCCCACACGGAGACCACGGCGACAGGGGUCCUCCAGGGCGUGCUGGAAUUCCGGGUUCCGACGGAGUUCCUGGUCCUCCAGGUACCCUUCUCAUGCUGCCUUUCCGUGCCGGAGGAGAGGCACACAAAGGUCCAGUGAUCUCAGCUCAGGAGGCCCAAGCUCAGGCCAUCUUGUCCCAGGCCAGGCUUGCCCAGCGGGGUCCUCCAGGGCCAAUGGGACUGUCAGGAAGAUCUGGGCCUGUGGGGGGACCUGGACCCAAUGGACUGAAGGGAGACUCUGGGGACAAUGGCCCUCAGGGUCCCAGAGGUCUUCAGGGUCCAACUGGCCCACCCGGAAAAGCAGGAAAGAGGGGCCGUAAUGGAGCGGAUGGUGCCAGAGGGAUGCCUGGCGAGUCAGGGGGCAAGGGCGACCGAGGCUUCGACGGGCUCCCAGGCCUUCCUGGAGAGAAGGGGCACAGGGGUGAAGUAGGCUCCACCGGUUCUCCAGGUUCACCAGGAGAGGAUGGCCAGAGGGGCGAGGACGGUGAGGUCGGGCCAAGGGGCCUGGCUGGGGAGAGCGGUCCAAGAGGUCUGCUUGGACCAAGAGGAUCUCCUGGAACUGCCGGACAGCGUGGACUCCCUGGACUGGACGGACAAGCUGGUCCCAAAGGAAACCAGGGCCCACAAGGAGAGUCAGGACCUGCUGGUCAGCAGGGCAUCCCAGGACCUCAAGGUCUCGUUGGUCCUCAAGGCCCGAUUGGACCUCCUGGUGAAAAGGGGCCAGCAGGUCUUCAGGGAUUGGCUGGUCUGGCUGGGGCCGAUGGUCCUCCAGGUCACCCAGGGAAGGAGGGUCCUCCGGGAAUGAAAGGCAGCGUUGGUCACCCCGGGCCUCAGGGUUCGAUUGGCUAUCCCGGACCUCGCGGCGUCAAGGGUGCGGAGGGAGUCCGAGGCCUGAAGGGCAGCUCCGGGGAAAAGGGCGAGGAUGGUUUCCCAGGCUUCAAAGGGGACAUGGGCAUCAAAGGAGACAAGGGAGAACUUGGUGUCUUAGGACCCAGGGGUGAAGAUGGCCCUGAGGGCCCCAAGGGUCGAUCCGGCCCCAAUGGAGAGGCUGGCCCUAUCGGGUCCGCUGGAGAGAAGGGGAAACUUGGCGUCCCUGGGUUGCCAGGCUAUCCUGGAAGACAAGGUCCUAAGGGCUCUAACGGCUUCCCUGGAUUCCCGGGAUCCAACGGAGAGAAAGGAGGAAGGGGCACUGCUGGUAAAUCUGGACCCAGAGGACAACGUGGACCAACGGGUCCACGAGGUGGUCGUGGGGCCAGGGGGCCAACCGGAAAGCCAGGUGCUAAGGGAACCUCCGGUAACGACGGACCGCCCGGUGGUCCAGGAGAGAGGGGACCUCAAGGACCCCAAGGCCCUGUGGGCUUCCCGGGACCUAAGGGCCCCAAUGGCCCUGCUGGUAAAGAUGGACUGCCCGGUCACCCUGGACAGAGAGGAGAAACUGGUUUCCAAGGAAAGACUGGGCCUCCUGGACCUGGCGGUGUCGUUGGACCUCAGGGUCCCACCGGAGAGACUGGGGGCAUCGGAGAGAGGGGACACCCUGGCUCUCCAGGUCCCCCCGGAGAGCAAGGGUUACCUGGAGCUGCUGGGAAAGAAGGAGGAAAGGGUGACCCGGGGCCCAUGGGACUCUCAGGAAAGGUUGGACCCCCCGGGCUGCGGGGCUUCGCGGGGCAGAGAGGACUUCCUGGGGCUAAUGGUCCAGCUGGGUUGAAGGGAGGUGAAGGCCCACAGGGGGUUCAAGGUCCAAUCGGGUCUCCAGGAGAGAGAGGUGGAGCCGGUCCUGGAGGUCCCAUCGGUCUGUCAGGACGCACUGGCCCCCAGGGAGGUCCAGGCCCGGCCGGAGAGAAGGGAGGCCCGGGAGAGAAAGGUCCGAUGGGACCCGCCGGUCGUGACGGUAUCCAAGGCCCCGUGGGUCUUCCUGGGCCUGCAGGCCCCCAGGGUCCCCCUGGAGAGGACGGAGAUAAGGGAGAGGUUGGAGAGCCUGGCCAGAAGGGAAGCAAAGCCGACAAGGGUGAACAGGGCCCUCCAGGUCCAGCUGGUAUCCAAGGUGUCCUGGGAGCUCCUGGUCCCGCCGGUAGUGAUGGUGAGGCAGGACCCAGGGGUCAACAAGGCAUGUUUGGCCAGAAGGGAGAUGAAGGAUCCAGAGGAUUUCCCGGUCUUCCUGGACCCAUUGGACUCCAGGGACUGCCUGGUACUUCGGGAGAGAAAGGAGAAAAUGGAGAUGUCGGCCCAAUGGGGCCACCUGGUCCUCCUGGUCCUAGAGGUCCACAGGGAUCUGGUGGAGCCGAUGGUGCCCAAGGCCCCCCUGGUGGAGUAGGUUCUAUGGGAGGAAAUGGAGAAAAGGGAGAAAGUGGGGAAGCUGGUAACCCCGGACAACCUGGAGAGCCUGGCGGUGUUGGUCCCAGAGGAGAGACCGGUGAGAAGGGGGAGUCGGGACCUCCUGGAGCUGCCGGUCCUGCCGGUGCCCGUGGCCCUGCUGGAGACGACGGCCCCAAGGGCAACCCAGGACCUGUCGGCUUCCCUGGAGACCCCGGUCCACCUGGAGAGCCUGGAGUUGGUGGAUUGGACGGCUUGGCUGGAGACAAGGGAGAUGAUGGAGAAGCUGGACAACCUGGCCCAUCUGGUCCUUCUGGAGAAGCUGGACCGCCAGGGCCUCCAGGCAAGAGGGGACCCAUUGGAAGAGCUGGUGCUGAGGGACGACAGGGGGAGAAAGGUUCCAAGGGGGAAGCUGGAGCCGAGGGGGCUGAUGGGAAGACUGGACCAGUCGGACCCCAGGGGCCCCCUGGGAAGGCCGGACCUGAUGGCCUGCGUGGAAUUCCUGGACCUGUUGGUGAACAAGGACUUCCUGGAGCUUCCGGAAUGGACGGACCCCCUGGACCAAUGGGACCCCCUGGCCUAGCUGGCUUGAAAGGAACUCCAGGUGGUAAGGGAGAAAAGGGUCACCCUGGUCUCAUUGGUUUGAUUGGACCACCUGGUGAGUUUGGAGAGAAGGGCGACCGAGGCCUGCCCGGACCCCAGGGAACCACUGGAGGCAAGGGAGACGCUGGGGUUCCUGGCGCUCCUGGUCCCCUCGGACCUCCGGGCCCUCCUGGCAUUCCUGGCCCAGCCGGUUCCAAGGGCUCCAAGGGAUCAAAUGGUGGAGCAGGUCAGAAGGGAGAUACAGGUGUGAUCGGACCACCUGGACCCCCUGGCCCUCCUGGUGACAUCAUCCAGCCGCUGCCCAUCCAGCAGGCAAGCAGGAAGAACAGACGUCACGCGGAGGACGAUGACGUGCAGGCCGAUGAGGCCGCCGGCAAUGACGACUACGGCAUGGACGAGGCGGCGGGCAUGGAAGACGUGUUCGGCUCCCUGAACAACCUGAAGCAGGACAUAGAGAGGAUGAAGUUCCCCAUGGGGACGCAGGACAACCCUGCCAGGACAUGCAACGACCUGCACCUCAGCCAGCCAGACUUCCCGGACGGUGAAUACUGGAUUGAUCCCAACCAAGGCUGCACUGGAGAUUCCUUCAAGGUCUACUGUAACUUCACUGCUGGAGGAGAAACCUGCAUCUAUCCAGACAGCAAAUCCACCAACGUGAGAAUAUCUAACUGGCCGAAGGAGACUCCUGGAACAUGGUUCAGUGAAUUCAAGCGAGGAAAAAUACUGAACUAUGUGGACAGAGAGGAAAACACCAUCCAGAUGGUCCAGAUGACCUUCCUGAAGCUGCUCAGUUCUUCAGCACGUCAGAACUUCACCUACAUCUGCCACCAGUCCGUGGCGUGGUUCAAUGCCAAGGAAGACAGCUACGACAAGGCUCUGCGCUUCCUGGGCUCCAACGACGAAGAAAUGUCUUAUGACAACAACCCCUACAUCAAGCCUGUGUCGGACGGUUGCUCGCUGAAGUCGGGCUACUCCAAGACAGUGAUGGAGAUCAACACCCCUCGCAUCGACCAGGUACCCAUCAUCGACGUCAUGUUUAAUGACUUUGGCCAGCCCAACCAGCGGUUCGGGUUCGAGUUGGGACCCGUCUGCUUCAUGGGCUAGGAACUGAACCCCCCCACCCCCCACCCCCCCGACCCUCUUCCGCCUCGACCCUCCCCCUCCCUCCGACCAGCUAAAGGACAUGCAUGCCUUGUACUGCCCACUGAGUCCCCUCGUCGACCCGACCUCUCCCUGGCCUCUCCCCGGCCUCACCCCCGACCUCUCCCUGGCCUCUCUCCGGCCUCACCCCCAACCUCUCCCUGGCCUCUCCCCGGCCUCACCCCCAACCUCUCCCUGGCCUCACCCCCGACCUCUCCCUGGCCUUACCCCGACCUUUCCCCGGCCUCUCCCCAGCCUCACCCCGGCCUCAGGCUCCAAACCUGUGUUUUAGAGAGUUGUUAAGAUGGUUAGACCACCAGCACCCGUCUGCCCCCCCCCGUAGAAAACGCCGCGCCCCCUUCCUUUCCCAGGGGAAUACUCCUUGCCCUUGUAGGGCCCAAUCACGUGAUGACUGUAAUGGGAGGAAGUGACAUCAGGAAAAUAGGACUUUUGAUGCCGUGGAUGGACAGUGGCGCACUUUCAGCAAACAGAGGGAGGACCCACUCACCCCAAGACCCCUUUUCAACCCCGUCCCCACCCGAAACCUUACCCAUUGUAGAGGGAGGACCCACUCACCCCCUUGUCUCCCCUUGUUUCCCCUCUUCACUCCGUUACCCAGAAAAAGGAGGCUCCACUCAGCCCCAUUGCCCCCCCUCCCUUCCCAGACUCCCUGUCUGCUAGCUCCAGUGCUGCUCCAACUACAACCACAGAGGUGCUUUUGUGCGGAACACAGAACACCAAAGGUGCUACAAAAAAGUGCAUUUUGAUAAACUGUAAUUAUUAUUAUUGUUAUUAUUAUUAUUUUGUACAAUACUGUUUUCCUUUUGAAUCCACAUUUCAAAAAUCUAAAUUUGCAUGUCUACCAAAGGCUCUUAAUAAUGUUUUUAAAUAAAUGUUGGUAUUACUAUAUAGAAAAUAAAUUUGCAAUAAAUAUAUUUGUUUGUUCUAAAUGUCUGUUGAAAGGAAUUCAUAAGUAGGUAGGUCACACUAGGUUGUCGUUGUUUUACAGAAUACAGUGUUAAUAUCAGCAAUUGAAUACAACUCCUUUAUUUGUAAUUAUGAAGAAUCUCUUUGUAAAUAUUGACCAUUACAAACACUCGCUGCAUAAUUCUCCCUGCUCCAAGGUCAUACCUACAAUUUACAAUUUACAUAGGAGGGUAAUAUAUGGUAACUAGGGGUUCAUUAACAAAGCUGGUCUACAACAACAACCAACUCUGACGGUGUUCAGUGUGAACAUAGAAUCUUAGAAGUAAAGGUGCCUGGAAGAAACUUCUGGGGUUCAAAAACUCUGGUGGAAUAUUUGCUGAUCAAAAUGGGUCCAUGAAGGGCCUCCCUUAAAGGGUCCUUUGAGGAAUCCUUAUUUUUGAUAGUAUAUUGUAGCGUUGGCAGCCAGGCAUAUUGUGGGCAUGGAUUAUUAGAGAUAUCGCAGUCACAUGUUUGUUUCUGGCAUUUUGGGUGAAUUCAAUUCCUGUUCAUCAUGUAAAAUUUGUAUACUAAAAGUAUAACUUUUAACAGGAAUAAAGGGUUAACUUCGCAUUUCUCAGCAGUCAGUUCUCCACCUUAACAUCAUGGCUUUACAACAGAUGAACAGGAAGGACAAUCAACAACGCUUGGCCAAAACACACUAGCAGUGAUCUCUUUGAGGAUCUCAAGUGUUCUUCCAGUCACCCCUAAUUCUAAGAGUGUUUAAGAGCUUGUCAUGUUGUUCCAAAGUAUUGAACUUCUUGUUUUGAUUAUUUGUUCCGGGUAAAUCAAGAAGGUAAUAUUGCAGAGUAAUGUACAAUUUGUAAUGUGAAAAUGGCCACACAGCCAGUAGAUUUCAACUCAACGAGAGCUUCUUUUGCCACAUAGAUGUUACACCACAGAAUGGUAUACCUCAAUUGCUCUACGUGCGUAAAGUUGAGAUUCAAUAAAUGACAAACCCUGUGUAGACCUUGAUUAUACAAUUAAGUUUAUAUAUUUGGGUGAGGAAUUUUCUAAUGGACGGAAAAAUCAUGUUUUUGUGUAGCUUCUUGUGUCAUGUUUGUGAAUGCAAAGAUGCCAAAUUAAAUUAGCCCCAUUGUAGUUUGAACAUUUUCCUGUAACAGUAAUGAGGAAAUGUUUUCUUGUGCCUCUGAUGGUUCAUUCAUAUUAAAACUGGAUUCUGAACAA
Molecule: messenger RNA, 7984 nt
Organism: Esox lucius (northern pike)
Lineage: Eukaryota; Metazoa; Chordata; Actinopteri; Esociformes; Esocidae
Product: collagen alpha-1(XI) chain-like
Exons: 65
Coding region: 287-5797 (1836 amino acids)
Molecular function (GO): extracellular matrix structural constituent
Source: RefSeq, a predicted model, not a curated record